AUGGGCCGAGGGAAGAACCCGAGGGUCUACCUCGACAUUGCCAUCGGAAGUCGCACAGGUGGUCGCGUGAUCAUCGAGCUGUUUGCCGACGUGACGCCUAGGACAGCGGAAAAUUUCCGAGCUCUUUGCACAGGUGAGUAUGGUCUGGGCCGAACAACCCGAAAGAAGCUUUGCUACGAAGGAUGCGAGUUUUUCAGAUCUGCGAAGAACUUCAUGAUCCAAUCUGGGGACUUUCAGUUCAACAAUGGUGACGGAGGCGAGAGCAUCUAUGGGGGGACUUUUAACGACGAGGAUUUCGUCCGCCGCCACACACAGGCGGGAGUCGUCAGCAUGGCCAACAAGGGCCGAAACACCAACGGAUCGCAGUUCUUCAUCACUCUCAAGCGAAGUGUGCAGCUUGACAACAAGCACAUCGCCUUCGGGCAGGUGGUGGAGGGAAUGGAUGUGAUUCGAGCCGUUGCGGCAGUCCCCACAGAUCGCGACGAGCGACCUCGUGUGACCUGCAGCAUAGUCGGCUGCGGAGAGGUAGGUGCGAAGACCAGCAGUGGCCUGGAGCAGCAGAGCGAGAUGAGCAAGCUUAUCCAGGGUCUCACCGAGGAGGAGGUCCCAAAGGCGAACGCGGCGCAGCAGGGAAAGCAGAUCCUUGCCGGAAAACCAGGUGGUGCAGCACUUGGCGGAGAGAUCAGUGGCACGGCUCUGAAGCGAAAGGCGGCACAGGAGGAGCUCGAGACUGAGGGUGCCGGCAUUCCUCUGCCGAAAACAGAGCGCGAGAAGCGGCUCUACCAACUGAGGCUGAAGAUGAACCAAAGCCGUUCUGCGAACAACAAGGAGGUCGUCGAAGAGCAGAAGAGGGAGUCCGAUCCUGGCUACUCAAAGAAGGUUGCAGCCAAGAGAGCUGCAGAGGAAGAAAAGAAAGAUAAGGAAGAGGACGAGAAGAAAGGAGGCAAAAGCAGGAAUGGCAUGCCAGAGGGCAAAGAUUACCUCAACGACACGAUUGAGACGGCGGAAGCUCGAGAAUCAAAGAAGAAGAAAGGCAAUCCAGACGCUUUCGGCUGGGAUGUUUUCAACCAGGACUCUCUUCUGCGGGCCCACGAGAAGAGGUUGAAGCAGGUCCAGUUCUACCCAGAGGCUUACGAGAAGCAGAAGAAGGCGAUAGAAGAGGAAGGCGAAGAAGGCCUGAAGUUUGCAGGCUUUGGCUUCAAGCCGACAGAAGAGGCGAAGAGACGAUUGGGCGAUGCCAUGGGCAAGAUUUUGGAGAAGAAGAAGGAGUUCUCCAGAAGGCGUGCCUACAACGACGAGGAAGAUCGGACAUACGUCAACGAAAGGAAUCGCUUCUUCAACAAGAAGCUGGAUCGCUUUUUUGGCGAUUACACAGAGGAGACAAGACAGAACCUCGAGCGUGGCACAGCUCUGUGA
Symbiodinium necroappetens is the source of this 1416-nucleotide messenger RNA. The record is from the annotation of a GenBank genome assembly. Lineage: Eukaryota; Dinophyceae; Suessiales; Symbiodiniaceae.